Messenger RNA from Acanthamoeba castellanii str. Neff, 1143 nucleotides. Its product is annotated as inosineuridine preferring nucleoside hydrolase family protein. Gene Ontology annotation, molecular function: purine nucleosidase activity. Gene Ontology annotation, biological process: purine nucleoside catabolic process. The coding region runs from base 1 to 1143 and encodes 380 amino acids. The transcript has a single exon. The record is from RefSeq and is a predicted model, not a curated record. Gene Ontology annotation, cellular component: cytosol. Lineage: Eukaryota; Discosea; Longamoebia; Acanthamoebidae.
AUGAAGGUCAACAUCUGCAUCGUGGCCGCGCUGGCCUUGGUGGUGUGCGCCCUCGCCGUGGACGCCACCUCGAGCCAGAAGAAGAAGCAGGUCAUCAUCGAUACCGACGCCAACACCGACGAUGCGAUCGCCAUCCUGUGGCUGCUCAAGCGGACCGAUAUCGACAUCAAGGCCAUCACCGUCGUCGGCACCGGCUGGGCCUCGCUCUCCUCCGGCCUCACCAACAUCUUCAACAUGCUUGCCUUCAUGGGCCGCAACGACAUCCCCGUGACCUGGGGCGGCGGCUACGCGCUCUACGACAUCAAGCACAACAUCUACGGCUGCACCUACGCCAAGACCAUUCCCAACGCUCCCGGCGGCAGGCAGUGGGCAGACACCCUCGUGGGCCUCGCCCACUGUUUCCCCAAGGCCGGCCCGGGCCGCUACUACAACCCGAACGCACCGGGCGCCGUGGACCUCAUGGUGCAGGUGCUCAACUCGACCCGCGACAAGGUGGACAUCCUCGCGCUGGGUCCGGCCACCAACGUGGCCGACCUGCUGAGCGCACACCCGUGGGCCAAGGUCCGCAUCGGCCGUGUGGUCUUCUCGGGCGGCGCCGUCUACGUCGGCGGCAACAUCUUCACCAACGUGCCCAACACCUACGCCGAGUACAACGCGCUCGGCGACCCCGAUGCCCUGGCCGCCGUGGCCACGUCCGGCGUCAGCCUGGUCCUCGUGCCGCUCGACGCCACGGGCCAGCUGAUCGUCAACCAGACCUAUCUUGACCGCCUCGGCGUCAACCAGUACACGAGCGAGGCCGCCUGGGUCUACUCGCUGCUGCGCACCCUGCAGACCCAGAUGGGCUCCGUCUUCAACACCUACAGCCUGUGGGACCCCUACGCGGCCGCUGUUCUGGUCGACCAGAGCCGGUACGCCGACACCGUGAACAAGAUCAAGAUCACCGUCGUCACGCAGGACCUCAACGCCAGCGAGGUGGGCCGCACCAAGCCCGACAGCCGCAACGGCAGCAGUGUGUCGGUGGUGCUGCGUCCCGACGACGUGGUCUUCGACGACCUGAUCUACUAUCUCGCCCUGGAGGACAACUCGUCGCCCUCGCCCCGCUGCACCGAGUCUGCCAACGGCGGCUGGUAUGCCUGGAACUGA